Molecule: messenger RNA, 5627 nt
Organism: Pleuronectes platessa (European plaice)
Lineage: Eukaryota; Metazoa; Chordata; Actinopteri; Pleuronectiformes; Pleuronectidae
Gene: ints6l
Product: integrator complex subunit 6 like
Exons: 18
Coding region: 157-2964 (935 amino acids)
Biological process (GO): snRNA 3'-end processing
Cellular component (GO): integrator complex
Source: RefSeq, a predicted model, not a curated record
GCGGACAGAGAGAGGCCACAGGCAGCGGCCCUCUGCUGGAGGGGGCGCUUAUCCGAACAAAUACACACACAUGUGUGAGCUGCUUGGCCGCACGAUAGCUCCUAUGUGGACAUCAGUUCUUUUAGAAAAGCAUACCACCGCGGCUCUCCAUUUAAAAUGCCUAUCUUACUUUUCUUGUUAGACACGUCCGCCUCUAUGAAUCAGCGCACUUAUUUGGGUACGACAUAUCUGGACGUUGCUAAAGGCGCGGUUGAGGUCUUUAUGAAGCUGCGUGCCCGAGACCCGGCUAGUAGAGGCGACAGGUACAUGCUAGUUACAUUCGAUGAUCCACCAUACGGAGUGAAGGCAGGCUGGAAGGAGAACCAUGCGACCUUCAUGUGCGAGCUGAAGAACCUGCAGGCGUCUGGGCUGACCACACUAGGUCACGCUCUACGCACAGCCUUUGACCUGCUUAACCUCAACCGCCUCGUCUCAGGCAUCGACAACUAUGGACAGGGACGAAACCCUUUCUUCCUCGAGCCAUCUGUGAUCAUCACUAUCACCGAUGGGAACAAGCUUACGCACAGCUCUGGGGUGCCAGAUGAGCUGCACCUGCCUCUGAACUCUCCUCUGGCUGGCAGUGAACUGACCAAAGAGCCCUUUCGGUGGGACCAACGUCUGUUUGCGUUGGUUCUGAGGCUGCCGGGAGCAGCAACACCAGACAACGAGCAGCUCGGUAGCGUCCCCACAGAUGAGUCCUCAAUCACCCAGAUGUGUGAAGUUACUGGAGGGCGAUCAUACUGUGUACGGACACAGAGGAUGUUGAACCAGUGUCUGGAAUCUCUGGUCCAAAAGGUCCAAAGUGGAGUUGUCAUUAAUUUUGAGAAGACGGGGCCAGAUCCCAUUGGGGAAGAUAUCUCUGUGGACUCAAGUCGUCCUGUGUCGUCUUUCAGUCCUCAGCUGUGGCACAGUUGCCACAAACUCAUAUACGUGCGGCCGAACCCAAAGACAGGCGUGCCAGUUGGGCAUUGGCCCAUUCCAGAGUCCUUCUGGCCAGACCAGAAUUCUCCCACGCUUCCUCCUCGCUCUGCCCACCCCAUGGUGCGUUUCUCAUGUGUGGACUGUGAGCCCAUGGUGAUUGACAAACUUCCGUUUGACAAGUAUGAACUGGAGCCCUCUCCACUCACCCAGUACGUUCUGGAACGUAAAUCUCCACACAUGUGCUGGCAGGUGUUUGUGAACAGCAGUGGGAAGCCGAAUGACCUGGGACAGCCGUUUGGCUACCUUAAAGCCAGCACCACUCUUACCUGUGUCAACCUGUUCGUCAUGCCUUACAACUUCCCAGUCCUUCUCCCACUUCUCGAUGAUUUGUUUAAAGUGCACAAACUAAAACCAAACCUCAAGUGGCGUCAGGCCUUAGAGAUUUACCUGAAGACGAUGCCUCCAUACUAUGUCAUGCCCUUAAAAAAGGCGUUGAGGAUGAUGGGUGCACCUAAUCUGAUAGCAGACACGAUGGACUGCGGCCUGAGUUACAGUGUCAUCUCUUAUCUGAAGAAGCUCAGUCAGCAGGCAAAGAUUGAGUCAGACCGUUUAAUCGUGUCCGUGGGGAAGAAAGCUCCUCAAGAAACUGGUAUCAAGGUGAAGAACCACUCCAGCUCUCUAUCGCUAGCCCACCGACGAGACUUCAAGCAGCUGCUGCAGGGAAUCACUGGGGAGGGGCCUAUUCGACUCGCGGACAUCAACUUCAAAGAGUUUGCUGGCUUCCAGAUCGCUCUGCCCAACAAGGAUUUAAAACCUCAGGCUUAUCGAAAUGCCUUCGACAUCCCCAGACGGAACCUUUUAGACCAGGUCACCCGAAUGCGCUCUAAUUUGCUGCGGUCAUCACAGAAACUGAUCCGAGGGCAAGACGAAGACUAUCUGCACAGUAUUCCAGUGGCUCAGAUGGGAAACUAUCAGGAGUACCUAAAAAUGAUGCCGUCUCCUCUGAGAGAGAUUGACCCGGACCAACCGAAACGUCUACACACAUUUGGGAAUCCUUUCAAACAGGAUAAGAAGGGCAUGAUGAUCGAUGAGGCAGAUGAGUUUGUCGCAGGCCCUCAAAGUAAGAAAAGAGGAAAUUCCAAUGAUUCCAACUCGAGUGCUACUGUGAAGAGAAGGCGAAGUAUGUCCCCAUUGCUGCGGCGGCCACAGACUCCACCAGUAAACACCAACCAUGUGUUGGUGGGAAAGACUCAGGUGGCGGUUCAAGAGCAGCAGAAUCUCAUCAAACCCAUCCCACAGCACAAGGGAGUGGAUGUCAACAACUUGGUGGUCCCUGAGAGUAAUGGCGAUGGAGGCCUUGGGCCAGAGUCGGGGGAGAUCUGGCCCGCUGAGUUGGACCCUGUAGUAGAAAACUCACCUGCACUGAUCCUUGAGGAGAAGUCCAGGAUGGUAGCAGCUGAUCAGGAAGAGGACAUCGACUCGAAGGAGGAGAGACUGGUGGAGGAGAGACUGGUGGAGGAGAGACUGGUGGAGGAGAGACUGGUGGAGGAGAGACUGGUGGAGGAGACACUAGUGAAGGAGACACUAGUGAAGGAGACACUAGUGGAGGAGACACUAGUGGAGGAUUGUCUAGAUGAGCAGCCCCUGGAGGAUAAACACAACUGUGAACAGCUGAGUCCGCAGAGCGAGCUCGACGACUCUGACGAUGACCCGGCAAUGCUGGAGACCAUUUUCAUAGCACCACUAGACGGAAGCCAAGCAGAGCUGCGGACGCGGGUCAUAAAGGAAGUCCGCAAGCCUGGACGAAACUACGAUGCAAUAGAGUCCCUCCUGCAGCAGGUGAAAGGCCCUUUUAAUGUUCAGAGAUACUUCAUCCAACAUGCCAUCAAAGAGGCCAUCAGGUUCAAGAAGCGGGUUCUGAUCCAGCAGCUGGAGUUGAUCCUUGCUGAGUUGGAGGAGAAGCAUGCGGCGUCUUUGCUGCUUUCCAACGACAAUGGCAGAUAGUGAUGAAGCCAUCUCUGGUUUUGUUACUGAAGUAUGUUUUGUUCACGGUUGAAUAUCACCACCAUCGAAGAGACGUCCUCAUUGACUUGCCUCAAAAAGACUGAGAAGCUGGGGGCGUAAAAAGGACAAAUGCACUGAGAGCCGACACUCCUACUGUCCCUGUGCUGUUACAUCACAUCCUGUUACAGGCGGAAGGUCUGGGGUUUAGCUGGAGAAGGGGCCUCCAGCACAGAUCCACUGAGGAUGACUAAAGAGACUUUAAAUAUAAUCCUCUUUAUAUUGACAGAUGCCUUAAACAUCCAUACGGCUUUUGUCUGUAUCAGCACAUUGUUCAGAUACACACACACACACACACACACACACACACACACACUCCGUUAGACAGACACAGUAAGCCCACAGAUCGUUCAUUUGCAGAGCGUGGACAGGACAGAUCAUUUCUGUUAUUGUUAUUUCUAUUUUUUAAAACACCUUUCUUCAGCUGGUCUGAAAAGUGUUUGUAAGACUGCGACCAGUUUUUCUAGAGUAAUUAAUAGCAUGUAGCUGUAUGAACGACAGGAGGAAUCUGAUCCAAUUGGGUCCGCCUCGUGUUUUUAGUGUUAAUAUCUGGUGUUGAUACUGGUACUGAACAUCUUCACUGGGAGAAUAAUCAUUUGAUGAUCUUGACAUGCAUUAAUAUUAAGGGUGGGCAAUAUGGAUCCAAGAAUGAUGAUGUGAUUUUAAGUUGCAUUAGCAAUAUAUACUGAAGUAUAUCAUCACUUUACUGAAACUUUUAUUGAUAACCUCAAAAUUUCCCAUUAUGCCUUGAAAUGGCUAAAAUGUAACACUAAUAUGGCCCUGCCCCCGCUUCCUGUCUCCCCACCCUCACAGCGCCACCUGCAGUUAAGGAGCCGUUUCCAGAUACAUAGCCCCACCCACAAGUUGACAGGAUUGGUGUCAAUAGGUUUGUUACUUUACAAUCCCCUAGUUUCUUCCGAUUGGCAUUUGUUUACUGCAGUGUUGAGGAAAUACUGCGAAAUUCUUCUUCUUACAUCAAAGGCACAAGAAGGACCUUUUAACAUGUUUAAAAACAUGAAUUUUAGUGGAGGGGGACUUCCAACGAUAAAAUACUCCAACGGAAUGUGUAUUUUAGGUCAAUCUAGUCAGUGAAACGACAGAAGCACACUCCUUCAAAAACGUUUCGGCGCACUCAUUACCAAUACACAACAAAACAGCAUAACAUGGGACAACAAGCAUUAAUUGGAUUACAUACUACAACAGAACAAGAGUAGCAUGCACCAGCUGCAAGACAAACAGGCAAAGCACAAACAGCAGCAGCCGUAGAACAACAAUACGAUAGUAUACCUUGGACACAGCAUCAGACAGACGAGGAGGGUAUGUUAAUCCUAGUGAGUCAAAAAGCAGCUGUCAAUAAAAAUGUCUUACUAUUAACAGAAUAAGAUGAUACAAAAAUACACAUUCCAUACUAAAAUAUGAAGCAGGUGAUAUAAUUUAACUUUGUUCGGAAUCUUGUGCUUACUUAGUUACUAACUUAUUUGUAAAAGAUAAUUUACUACAAAGUCAUAUGGAUCUGUAUCGACUUCAGAUGGUCGAUAUAGUGGUUUCACCGGGGUGAAUAGAAUUCAGCUAAUCAAAUUUUAUUUUCAUCUUGGAAUGUACAAACGAUUAUCAUCAGCAGAAAUAAUUUGCUGCACAUACAGGAACUUGUUCCCAUGAGAUAUUUUUCAUUUGUUAUUGUAAUGUGCGCAAGAUAAAAAGUAUCACCUGUCGGGACUUUGGGGCCUCCAUACUAAAGAGAUAGUUACAUCUAUAAAUGAUAGAGCUAAAUGUUGAAUGGUAGUUACAUUUCUCUCAUCUCAUAGGCCAUAUUGCCCACUCUAGUGUCAACAAGGUGAAACUUCAAACAUUUCUCUCUUGAGAUAUUUAGUCUCUAAAUGUCCAAACUGGGUCCAAUAUGUUACUAAAAGUCAGUUGUACUGACUCACUCCUGAAAACAAGCGUCAUACAAUAGUUUAGAAUCUAGAAGUAUCAGUUGUUGUUUGUUUUUUUACACAUUAGUGAGUUGUACUGAGAACGGACCAAACACAAGACUGAUUUACUGAUUGAGCAUUGGUGUUGUCCUACCUGCCAUUACAGCAACACAACAUUGGUUCAGUGAAUGCAGCUGUUGGUAUCCAUUUAGAGGUGGUACCAUCCCCACACACACACACACACACACACACACACACACACACACACACACACACACACACACACACACACACACACACACACAGCUCAGCACAACAAACACUCCAUUGAUUCCCAGAAUUACAACUUUAGUCAGAGGAAUCUGUGCAUGUGUGCUCAGUGGACGAUCAUCUGUUGUUGAACAGCUGGUUAUCUGCUCUCUGCUGCUUUUCACACAAACCACAGUCAGCACUCCUCCUUGGUUCUCCUCAUUUUUACCACAGUUGUACAGUACUUUUUAAUGUUCAUAAGGAAUAUAGAUUAUUUUUGUGAAUUUGUUUAUUUCAGAGUAUAUUAACUAUUUUGAAAGGAAAUGUUUAAAAGCCAAUUUUGUAAACUGUUAAAUGCAUAUACAAAAGUGUAAAGUUUUAUGAACAUGCUCCAUUUUUUUAAGAAAACAAAAUAAACCAUAAGUAGAAUGGUUUUUACUGUCA